CGGUUGUAGAGCUUCGGAUGGCCUCGUAGAAAGAAGAAAGCGUCAGACGGACCGCUCGAUGACGGGCCAUCGGUCAGCAUCUGCUCCAGAACAAGAACACACACAUUCACUUUCAGUCCCAAUCUCGCUCGGUAGACCUUCUUUACGCCUCAGACUUGAAGCAUAUUAUGCAUUGAUUUCGCCCGACCAAAUAUCUAACAACGCUUCUUGGAAAGAACGCUUUAACCAAAUUUGGAGAAAAUUCGGAGGAUCUGUGGAAGGCGAACGGAAUCUUGCUACUAAGUUGUCCAAAAAGUAUGGCACCGCUAUCCGAUUACAAACCGUAGACUUGACACGAACAACUGCCGCGGAUACGGGGACGUCGAAGUCGGCGUGGAAAAGGAAGGAAGCCUAUUACGAUCCAAAGCAAUCGCAACAAAAGAGUGGAGUUUUGGACUUUGGCUCGCAGAGAUUUGAUCCCAAUGCAACCCUAGCAGCGCCUUUAUCACAUGUUGAGCGCGAUAAUGUGUUUGUCGUGUCUUGUCCUUUGCUUGACCGUGUCGAACUUUGUAAAGGGCUCCUUCCUUGCUCAGAUCCUCUAUAUCAACGAUCAAAAAAGAGAGAACGAUCGGGCAUCUCUGUGCAAGUAAAAAAUGAUGAAUCGACGAAGAAGGUUAAACCUCCCUCCUGUUUCGCAGAGAUAGCCCAGGAUCUCCAAGAAGGUCCAUUUGCACUGAUGUAUAACACCUUUGUCCACAAGCAGCGCGUUCGCGUUGUUCUUCGGUACGUGAACGGUAUACGAGGCAUAGUUACGGGCUAUUUGGUGGCGUUUGACAAGCAUUUCAACCUGAUCCUUCGAGAUGUCGAAGAAGUCUAUUCGAAGCGAGCUGAACGAGGAUUUGAGCAGUCCAAUGCUGAAAUGGAGUUGCGUCGUCGACGAACAAAUCUUUACCGAGCAACGGAUCAUCUCGAUUGGUGUAGUAGGCGUCGCUGUAUGCGUCAAAUUAUGGUUCGGGGGGAUAACGUCGUCAUUGUUUACCGUGCAAAAGAUGAGCGCUCUGCCUUGCACGAAAAUUCAAGCCUUUUCCAAGGUGACCAACACGUCAGUGCGAAUGAUGCGCCUCAGUAA
Messenger RNA from Phaeodactylum tricornutum CCAP 1055/1, 1108 nucleotides. RefSeq lists its product with no specific name. The record is from RefSeq and is a predicted model, not a curated record. NCBI's taxonomy places the organism in Eukaryota, Bacillariophyta, Bacillariophyceae, Surirellales, Neidiaceae. Bases 59 to 1108 code for a protein of 349 amino acids. Gene Ontology annotation, molecular function: U7 snRNA binding. The transcript has 2 exons. Gene Ontology annotation, cellular component: U7 snRNP. Gene Ontology annotation, biological process: mRNA 3'-end processing by stem-loop binding and cleavage.